UUAAAGAAAGUUUUGGGGUUUGCAGAGAAGAAAGAGUGAAAGGAAAGGUAGGUAUUUUCUUUCUUUUCAUUUUUAUCUUUCUUUGGUGAAGUGGAGGAAUGAAAAGAAAGGAGAGAUCUUACCUCGUCCACGUGUACAGCAACAAAGAAGAAGAGACGGCCUCUAUGUCCUUCUUGUAAGCUAUUUUGCACUUCAAUUUGGGUCUGAAAUUAAAAAGAAAGCACAACAAUAUUUUAUAAUAUAUUCUAUUAUAUAUAUCUUUCCUUUCACACAUCCAACACCUUCCAUUAUUUUAAAUAAUAUUUUGCACUACCAAACCAAUCUACUCCCCCCAGACUACCAUGGCCGUCGACAACAAUCUUCAUAUAGUCAUCUUCCCAUGGCUAGCUUUCGGCCAUAUGAUUCCUUUUCUUUAGUUCUCCAAACUUAUUGCUCAAAAAGGUCACCGUGUCUCUUUCGUUUCCACUCCUAAAAGCAUCGAUCGUCUCCCCACCAAACUCCCUCCCCAUCUAUCCUCUUUUCUUCACUUCGUCAAACUUCCUUUCCCUCAAAUCUAUGAUCUACCCCCCGACGCAGAGGCCACCUCCGAUGUCCCUUACGACAAGGUUCAGUUUCUCAAAAAGGCCUUAUGACUCCCCUCGUUGGGUUCCCUUCCCAACAAACGUGAUGUUUCGCCACUUCGAAAUCGUGAACGUCUUCGACAGUGUAGCCGGUAACAUCACCGGAGUUUCUGAUUUAUAUCGCAUGAAAACGAUUGCCCACUACAGCGAUUUAGUGGUUGUGAGAGGCUGCCCUGAAUUUGGACAGGAGUGGAUUCAAUUACUUGGUGAUCUUUACGGUAAACCUAUUUUCCCAGUAGGUCAACUUCCAACGUCGGAGUACGAAAUAGGGGAUGAGAAUCCAGCGUGGCGGACGACUAAAGAGUGGCUGGACAAACAACCCAAAGAUUCGGUGGUUUACGUGGCAUUUGGAAGUGAGGCUAAGCCCAGUCAGAAUGAAUUGACAGAAAUCGCUUUAGGGUUGGAAAAAUCAGAGCUGCCAUUCUUUGGGGUUUUUAGGACACGACGAGGACCAAGCGACCCAGACCCAAUUGAAUUACCGGAGGGGUUUGAGGAACGAACAAAAGCGCGGGGUGUUGUGUGGACUACCUGGGCGCCACAGUUGAAAAUAUUAGGGCAUGAGUCGGUGGGUGGGUUCUUGACACACUGUGGUUGUAGCUCCCUUGUGGAAGCGAUUCAAAAUGAAAAGGCUUUGGUGUUACUGACAUUUCUUUCAGAUCAAGGAAUCAAUGCUAGGGUGUUGGAAGAGAAGAAGAUGGGUUACUCAAUUCGGAGGAAUGAAUUAGAUGGUUCGUUUAGAAGGGAUGCGGUGGCAGAAUCAUUGAAGCUAGUAGUAGUAGGGGAAGAAGGUAAGAUUGUUGGAAGCGUUUACCGAGAAACGAUAAGAGAGAUAAAAGAUAAAAAUAAAAAUGCAUUUUAAAUAAGUUUUCUAAACCUAUUUUUCUUUAAGCAACGGUGAUCUAACACCUAUUCUCUUCCUAGCGUUACCACAAAAAACAUACAUCGAUCGAUCCACAAUCACUUUUACAUAUUAGAUGCUAUAUAUUUAGGUUCAGCUUAAGCUUCAUACUUUUCUUUCUAUAAGUACGUAAAAGGACAAAUAUUUUUUUUAAAAAUGGACACUUGACAAAUUUUGAAUUGAUGCAAUAAUCUGUGUUGUCGAAGGUCCAGUCAACUAUUUUUUCUCUGCUAUAAUACUAUACUCUAUAUAUUUAGACUGUAAAUUCACACUUGAAAACAUAUAUAAUAUUUAUGUAUCUAAAAUCUAACAUUGAUCUGCAGCUGAUUUAAAUACAUUCAAUAGGCAUGUGACCAUUUAUUGAUAACAGUGUAGUAUAACUGGCAAUGGCAUGAGUAA
This is a messenger RNA of Cucumis sativus (cucumber), 1917 nucleotides long. Its product is annotated as UDP-glycosyltransferase 91A1. The record is from RefSeq and is a predicted model, not a curated record. The transcript has a single exon. Gene Ontology annotation, molecular function: UDP-glycosyltransferase activity. Lineage: Eukaryota; Viridiplantae; Streptophyta; Magnoliopsida; Cucurbitales; Cucurbitaceae. Bases 556 to 1479 code for a protein of 307 amino acids.